Messenger RNA from Melitaea cinxia (Glanville fritillary), 507 nucleotides. It is a transcript of the gene IMFa, whose product is annotated as neuropeptide IMFamide-like. The transcript has 3 exons. The record is from RefSeq and is a predicted model, not a curated record. Lineage: Eukaryota; Metazoa; Arthropoda; Insecta; Lepidoptera; Nymphalidae. The coding region runs from base 61 to 285 and encodes 74 amino acids.
AUCAGUUGACAUCCCGUCUUCAACAGUGAUACCAGUAAGAAAAGAUUUACCACUAGAAAGAUGAUCGCCACGAGGAGGCUUACGUCUGUACUGGCUCUUGUUGCAGUUUUAUUCUGCUUGAUAAAUUUCAGCGAAGCUAAUUACAAGAACGCUCCAAUGAACGGAAUCAUGUUUGGAAAAAGGGUACCUUCAGAUUACGACUCCAGAGGUAAAGCAUUCACUGCGCUGUGUGAAAUCGCGAUAGAAGCCUGUCAGACUUGGUUCCCAUUACAAGAAAAUAAGUAGAUUAACAACGAAAAAAAUGGACGAAGAGAACAUAACAUAAAUCGACAAUUUUUAAUAUAUGCUCGCAAAUAAUUUGAAUAAACAAUAUAAAAUGCUUUAAAAUAUAUAUAAUUGUCAUGAUAAUUCUGUAGACUUAGAUGUAGUAUGUGACAAUUUAGGAUUUUCAAUAACCUUUUUAUUAUAUGACUGAUAUUAAAACAACAGUAAAAUGUUAGUGACGAA